Monopterus albus (swamp eel) is the source of this 927-nucleotide messenger RNA. Its product is annotated as olfactory receptor 11A1-like. The record is from RefSeq and is a predicted model, not a curated record. The transcript has a single exon. The coding region runs from base 1 to 927 and encodes 308 amino acids. Gene Ontology annotation, cellular component: membrane. Gene Ontology annotation, biological process: G protein-coupled receptor signaling pathway; detection of chemical stimulus involved in sensory perception of smell. Gene Ontology annotation, molecular function: olfactory receptor activity; odorant binding; G protein-coupled receptor activity. Lineage: Eukaryota; Metazoa; Chordata; Actinopteri; Synbranchiformes; Synbranchidae.
AUGGAAAAUACUACACAGAUCUCAUAUUUCAUACUAAGUGCCUACUUUGACACUGGGAUUUUCAAAUAUUUAUACUUUAUUAUUAUUAUGUCUUUAUAUAUUUUAAUUGUGUGUACUAACGCCUUGCUCAUUGUUGUUAUCUGUAUGAACAGAAGUUUACAUGAACCUAUGUACAUGUUUCUGUGCAGUCUGUUUGUCAAUGAAAUGUUUGGUAGUACAGGGUUGUUUCCAUUCCUCCUGCUUCAGAUCCUCUCUGACAUUCACACUGUUUCUGUUCCCUGUUGUUUCCUGCAGAUUUUCUGUGUGUACUCUUAUGGAAGUGUAGAAUUUACUAAUUUAGCCGUCAUGGCCUACGACAGAUAUGUUGCUAUAUGUUUUCCUCUACAGUACAACACAUGGAUGACAUCUAACAAGGUUGCGAUGCUUACUGUUAUAACAUGGUUGUUCCCCAUUCUUGCAAUUGUUGUUUUGAUAUCACUGAGUGCCUCUUUACAGCUGUGUGGGAAGAUCAUUAACAAAGUUUAUUGUGGAAACUAUGCCAUAGUUAAACUGGCCUGCUCUGACACAACAGUCCAUAAUGUUUUAGGACUCAUUUACACAACAGUCUCAGUCAUCAUUCCUCUUAUUUUAAUCCUUUACACGUACAUCAGGAUCCUUAAAGUGUGUUUUUCUGGCUCUACACAGACCAGACAGAAAGCUGUCAGUACCUGCUCACCUCACCUUGCUUCUCUGCUGAACUUUAGUUUUGGUGGUUGUUUCCAAAUAUUACAGAGCAGGUUUGACACAAGCAGCGUACCUAAUAUGUUGGGUAUUUUAUUAUCAUUAUACUUUCUAACAUGCCAGCCUCUCUUUACUCCUGUAUUAUACGGCCUAAAAAUGACCAAAAUCUGCAUCAUAUGUAAACGUUUGUUGCGUGGUGAAGUGUAG